Messenger RNA from Rana temporaria (common frog), 4719 nucleotides. RefSeq names its product Josephin domain containing 1 (gene JOSD1). The record is from RefSeq and is a predicted model, not a curated record. The transcript has 5 exons. Bases 517 to 1122 code for a protein of 201 amino acids. Gene Ontology annotation, molecular function: cysteine-type deubiquitinase activity. NCBI's taxonomy places the organism in Eukaryota, Metazoa, Chordata, Amphibia, Anura, Ranidae. Gene Ontology annotation, biological process: protein deubiquitination.
CCAAUCAGCGAUGAGAAACGGAAACAUUGGGCUGGUGCUAGUAAAGUGUUAGGAGCUGUGACGUCACGCAGCUGGCGAAACGUUGGGGAGGAGAGCGGGUGUAAGUGGUGUGGAAGCGAAGGAAGGAUGUGAAGUGGUCGUUGCCUUCGGAUCUCCCGAAUGAGGGUUGAGGAACCCUACUUGCUUUCAUAUAUUGAUAGAAGUGACUGAUAAGAUUUCCAGUGAUUUUGUUUGCUCCAAGACUGGUGGUAUGGAGGAAAAAGAGAGAUGUGGAGAGCUUUCCAUCAUCUAAUUUAAAGAAUAAAUCAUCAGCAUCCCGCUUCUUAUCCUGGACUGCCAAGAAAGGCUCAGGUUAUUAGUUACUGUGAUAGAGCCCACACACCCCCCUGCAGGGAAGCAUGGCAUAUCACAUACACGUACAUGAUUACUAGGACCUCCAGCGUGCAGCCACUUUAGAGGACAUUUCUAAGACUAAUCGCAACGCUGCAGUUCUUAUCCUAACUUUGGUUCUCAGCCAUGAGUUGUGUACCGUGGAAAGGAGAUAAAGCAAAAAACUGUGGUGAGCUUCAAGAACCUUUUCCAACGCAAAUUUACCACGAAAAACAGCGGCGGGAACUGUGUGCUCUCCAUGCCUUGAAUAAUGUCUUCCAGGAUGCUGGAGCGUUCACUCGCGAAGCCCUUCAGGAGAUAUUCCAGAGGUUGUCCCCCAAUACGCUGGUGACCCCACACAAGAAAAACAUGUUGGGCAAUGGAAACUAUGAUGUCAACGUAAUUAUGGCAGCGCUUCAGACCAAGGGAUAUGAAGCUGUGUGGUGGGAUAAAAGAAGGGACGUUGGCUUGAUCUCCCUUUCUAAUGUCACAGGGUUCAUCAUGAACCUCCCAUCAAGUCUGUCCUGGGGACCCUUAAAGCUCCCACUUAAGAGGCAGCACUGGAUAUGUGUGCGUGAGAUCAGUGGCACUUAUUUCAACCUGGAUUCCAAGCUUAAGAGGCCUGAGCGGAUUGGAAGUGAUGAGGACUUAAGGAAAUUUUUACAGCAUCAACUAAGGGGAAAAAACUGUGAGCUACUCUUAGUAGUGCCAGAAGAAGUUGAAGUUCAUCAGCGCUGGCGGACUGACCUGUAAUAAACUUUUUUGAUUUUUUUUUUUUUUUUUUUACUAUUAUAUACAUUUUUUUUUUUCACUACAGUUUAUUACGUAUUGACAAUCUCUGUAUUGGAUGCAGCCCUGUAUUUGUCCUCCAGAAGAAAUAAUUUUUUUUUUUAAAUGGGAGGCUUUGGCCCUUUCACAUGUGGAGGAGUAAUCCACAGGUUCUUUUUGUUUCUAUGUAUCAAAACAAUAGGAGGCUGAUUCAUCUCGGUAAAGUCUAAAUGAAAAAAGAAGUAAUGAACGGUGUUCUGUGGGUUACCAAAUGAGUAUAGUGCAGAAAUAAUUAUAAUUGAAAGGGACAAGUCCUAUGCAUGCUGAUGGUUGUGAUGGAAUCUCUACAGUACAUUUUUUUUAUUUUUUCUUCUGUUUUUGAUACACUUUUCAGGUUAACACUGUAAUUUUUACAGGAUACCUGUGGUAUAAGCCAUUGAUCCAGAUGAAAGCAUUAUAUAUUCACAAGGAACACCUUGGAUAAUUAUAAACAAACUGAGCCAUCCUUGUAUAUGCACAAUAUCUAAAAGCUUCAGUUCUUAAAAAAAAAAAAUUAAUAAAAUAAGAAAAAAAAUCAAAAACGAAAAAGUGCUCUUUAUAACCUAAGAAAUAAUUGUAUAUGUGGACAUAAACAGUACACAUUAUUUUGUUUUAUCUUUAUAAUGCGCCCUCUUUAAGCAGACAUUGCCUGUUUUAUAUCCAUGUCUGUGCAGUUAUACUGGUGCAAUCUGAUUAGUUUACAUGUUCAGCCAAAAUAUGAUGUUACUUGAAAGCAAUUUCUAAACACUAUAAUCAAGUAGUGCUGAAAGACUAAAGGAGGUCCCUUUCCUGGUGCCUAAUUUCAGUCUAGAUACAGUUUUUUUUUUUUUUUUUUCUUUUCUUUAAAACUAUACCACACUAAUGGAUAUUGGUUCUGUUCAACAACAGAAGUUCAAGUUAAUGUAUGCCUGUGUCCACUAUUUUGUCUCAACUUUGUAAUAUGGUAGUACUAUGAUAUGACUUCUUGCCUUUGCUUGCGCCAUUUAUUUAACAUCCUGACUUUCCAAACUCCAUCACUCAUGUAAAAUCCUUGGAUAUGUGUUUUGUUACACAAUACUAUAUGUAGAAAAUUAUAGCAAGGGCAAACUGUUUAAUUUCAUAGAAACCCUGGGUUAUUACUGGGUAAGAAGAAAUUUUACUUAAGCUGAACUCCGCUAGAUAUACAAUGGUACCAGUUAAUGCAGUUACAAAUUCAACACUCGGAUUGGGAAAGGGAAGAGCACUAGAGCCAGUUGCACUUCUGUACAUUGGAAUGAAUUUGCUGCUUUCCCUUAAUUGUGCAGCCAGUAGGUUGAGGAUUUGUUCGUCACAAAGCUGUGCUGCUGUGAGAACGUAGCUGUACAGUGUGACUGGGUCACAAGACUGGCUGCACAGAAUUUAAAAUUCUUUAGCAGGUUAAACGGUUACCUUGGGUCUAUCUGGAGUUUAGCUUUAAAAAAUGGUGCUUUGUGGAAAUAGGAGAAAACUGUUUUAGAUAAAGGAGAAUAAAAUGCAUGCAGAACGUGACAUGCCCAAUCAAACUAAUGUUUUUUUUUAAUUGCAUUGCAAGAAGCAGGACAAUGAGAUAAAAUAUAUAUUUUUUUUUUUAAAUGGGCACUUCCGGAAACGCCACCAUUUUUUUAUUUUGCACCAGUAUUCGUGUAUAUAAUAAUGUUAUGUUUCAGAUGUGUAACAUUUGAACAGUACAGUAAAUAGGAGGCAAAAUGCUUAUAUUAAACUAAGGAACUGAUAACAGGACAAUAAUAAGCAUAAGUAUAUUUUCACUAUGAUUUGUGGGCCAUGUUAAAGCAUUUGAAUUCAGCAGUUGUGACUUAAAGAAAAAAAAAUAUCUGAAUAUAGUGCCUGUAAUCUGUUGCUGUAGAAAUGCAUCCUUUAGGGUUCAUGCCACAAGUGUUCUAGUCGGACGCUCUGUUUUCCACUCAAACACAUGCAGCGAUGUUUGUUUGAAAGGAACAUGCAGAAUUUGACAAGAAUAAGGCAUGCUGUAUCUGAAGAGGCACAAAGCAGGUCGAAUGCAGCCUUUGACUUCCCAUUUGUACUGCUCGAUUAAAGUAAGUGGGAUUUUGCUGACCUGCAUUGAACAUGCAUUCCAAAUGUACAUAAAAUGCAGGAAAACGGCACCCUGUGACAUGAGCUCUUACAGCGUUCAGUUAUUGUCUGUAUGACUGGUUUCAAUACAGUUACAGCACGCACUUACAUUGGUCCGUCAUUAAAAUAUCCAGUCUGUAAAAAGAUAGUCUCACAACAACGGUUUCAAAACUGUAUGCUAUGUUAAUUGUACUGGUCUGGUGGUUCAAUAUAUACAAAAGCCUCUUGUUUGUUUUGAACUAAUGUAUUUUGAUUAUUAGGUGAAGGCCAUGUUUACCAAGCAGCUGUGGGCUGUAUAUUGCCUUUAUCCUCAAUGCUUUUUAUUAAGGUUAACUUAACAGGAAUAAUGGGGGGGGGGGUUGGUGAGAAGAAUUACAAUGGUGCAUAAAAUGUGUGUGACUGGUGUGCGUCACAGCAGGUAGACCUGUUUCAAGUCUGUCUGCACCACCCGUUUAAGUUUCCAUUUCAGAGAAAUAGAAACUGGUCGGGGUUCUGCACCUAAUCAAUAAAUGGACUGUGGCCGUUUUUUUAUUUAGAAAACUGCCACAGGUCCCUGCCAUAUAGGAUGUUAACUAUCUGCCAGCAACUUUGAUAAGCAGGUCCAGCUCUCCUGCUCUUUUAUAUACUGUUUCUGGCACAGACACUGCAUAGAAAACUGUUUAGGCUAGGUUCACAUAUGCUGCGGCUCACAGCAUGGGGACCGGUGCCUCCCUGUUCACCGAUUCGCACCUCAAUUGGACCCAAAGACGCACAGGGCCCUUUUUAAAUCUGGACCGCAGCUGCCACAGAUCUGUGUGGCCUGGCUCCAUUGAGAGCCGGUCACUCUCCUGUCAUGUGAAUUGGAUGCAGAAGAAAAAAACAUUCAAUUUGCAUGUGUGUGAACCCGGCCUUAGAGUGCCUGAGCCACCCCUUCUUUUUUUUUUUUCUUUUUUUUGAUGCCCACUCAAUGUUUGGAUUUUUGUAGAUUUGGCCAUUUGUAUUAGGUAUUUAAGAAUAAGUUAUUACUUUUUUUUAUCAGGAAAUAGACUGGGAACCUGUUUAAUUACGGCUGUUACUGCACUAAGUAUCUGAUAGCUGUUCUACUACAGUGUAACAUUAAAAGCUCAGUGGUCACAGUUUGCCAAGUUACACAUUACUAGCCUCAGAGUUGCAAGCAGGUUUUGCAUGUUGAAUUGUCUUUUUCGAGUAUCAGUCCUUUGUAAUCAUCCUCUCUGAUUCACCUAAACACCUGCGUGGCAUGAGAAACUGGCCUAAAAGUGAGUGAUUUAUAGUAUGUGGGGAGCAGACAGUACAACAAUUUUUUCCAAUAAAAUAAUUUGCUACAAAGGCUGGAAAUAGAAAGCAACGGUGGCGAAAUUACAAGUAAAUCUUUUUUAUGCUAUUUUCUGUGCUAUUUGUUUACAGAGAAAAUGUAUUUUGUUAUCCAAAUAUAAAAUAAAGCAAAAUUACAAAGGC